Hemicordylus capensis (graceful crag lizard) is the source of this 2774-nucleotide messenger RNA. Its product is annotated as haloacid dehalogenase-like hydrolase domain-containing 5. The coding region runs from base 200 to 1576 and encodes 458 amino acids. NCBI's taxonomy places the organism in Eukaryota, Metazoa, Chordata, Lepidosauria, Squamata, Cordylidae. Gene Ontology annotation, biological process: glycerophospholipid biosynthetic process. The record is from RefSeq and is a predicted model, not a curated record. The transcript is spliced from 8 exons. Gene Ontology annotation, cellular component: mitochondrion.
AGGCACGGCACGCCCCGCCCCCUGGCUGCAGCGUGGGCAGGAGGGGAGGAGCCAGCGGGGAGUUAGCCCGAGCCGGUGUCGGCGGCAGUGGCAGCCGCCACCACGGCGGCGCUCAAGCGGCGGCUGGCUGGGCCGAGACCCGACGGAGCGGCCGCCACUGCUUGCAUCCCUGCCGCGCCUGCUCUUCGAAGGCGCCGCCAUGCAGGGGGUGCUGCUGCCGCUUCUCUGCCGGUCCCUCCAAAGAGCUGUGGCCACGGGCCUGAGUGGGCUCUGCAGCAGCGCCGACCCGUCUGCCGCCGCCGCCGCUGCCGCUGCUUCCGGAGAGAGUGGCCCGGGUGCGAAGCUCAAUGUACAACCUACUUUUGGCUUUCUGUUUGACAUUGAUGGAGUCUUGGUAAGAGGAAAGACACCCAUUCCUGCUGCAAGAAAAGCCUUUCAAAAACUACUUAAUUCUCAGGGACAGUUUUUGGUGCCUGUAGUAUUUGUUACUAAUGCAGGAAAUUGCCUUCGUCAGAAGAAAGCAGACCAGCUAUCUCAUGUUCUUGGAGUUCCAAUUUCCCAAGACCAAGUCAUGAUGUCCCACAGUCCUUUGCGAAUGUUCAAACGUUUCCAUGAUAAAUGUGUGCUUGUGUCUGGACAAGGGCCACUUCUUGAAAUUGCUGAGCAACUUGGGUUUUGUCAGCCUAUUACAAUUGACAAGCUGCGAGAAACCUAUCCCUUAUUGGACAUGGUUGACCAUGACAGAAGGCCCAAAGUUUUGCAUCCACCUGCAGUGCAGCUUCCCAAGAUCGAGGCUGUUGUUUUGUUUGGUGAGCCAGUCAGAUGGGAAACCAACCUGCAGUUGAUAAUAGAUGUCCUUCUGACAAGUGGCUAUCCUGGGAAUCCGUAUCCUCAGGCAACUCACCCGCAUAUACCUGUGCUGGCUUGUAAUAUGGAUCUGAUGUGGGUGGCUGAAGCCCAGUCUCCAAGGUUUGGGCAUGGAACAUUCAUGGUUUGUUUGGAAAACAUUUACAAGAAAAUCACUGGUAAAGACCUGAAAUAUGAGGCUUUGAUGGGAAAGCCUAGUGAAUUGACCUAUCACUAUGCAGAGUACUUGAUCCGCGUGCAAGCUGCUGCAAAGCAAUGGAGCAAGCCUAUUCAGACUCUAUAUGCCAUUGGGGAUAACCUAAUGACUGAUAUCUAUGGUGCUAAUCUUUACAACCGCUACCUUGAAGAGAAGAACCCCAGAAGAGGGUCCAAGGCACGUAUCCAGGCCAAAGCUGCUGGUGGCACGAGGUCUGCCACCAUCUCUCAGGAAGAGGAACUGGACAAUACUUGGGAAAGUGAAUUGGCAUCUGCUACUGCUACAAGCUGUAGGUCUGUCCUUGUUUGCACUGGGGUUUAUAAUCCUCACACAGAGGUGCCCUUUGAUACAAGGGAGAGCAUCACUGAGACUGUGUUCCAUGGGCACAGAGAUUUCAGGUUUGAUCCUGCUUUAGUAGAACCAGACCACAUUGUGCCAGAUGUUGAUGCUGCUGUUGACCUAAUCUUCCAGCUGGAGAACUUUGCAUCAAAUGAAAAUCACUGGACUUCCUAACAACUUCCUAAAUACUGUGCUCUUUAGGGGGGGGGAAACACACACACACACAAAAGAGAGAGAGAGAGAGGUGCGUAAAGCUGCAUGUUUCUAACACAAGUUUAUAUUUUUAUGUGUAACCUUUUUAAUACACUCCUAUUUGUUCUAACAGCACUUCCCUCAAUACCUAGUUUAGUGUGGUCUGACUUCCCUUAAUGGCUAUUACUCUGUUAUAGGUUGUGCUUUUUGUAUGGAUUAUUUUCUGCAUGCUGACUUCACUGCCUAGCUCAAGGGUCAAAUUCAGUGCUCUGCACAGAGUGAGGAGAAUGUCAGAAGAGUUUUCCACUGCUCAAAGCAGGCCUGCUUCAGACCAUGUGUAAUGUGUUUGUGUUUAAAUUAAAGGUUUAUUACUAUAGUGUAUUCCUCCCCUUGGCAGCCUCUAGCUUUCUCUUGCUGCUCUUUCCAGCCAUAAUCCCCUAAUCUUGGUUCUUUGCCCUCUGUUUCCUUUAUGGAAGAAAGAGAUGGAGCUUGGGGAUGUGCACUCCAGGUGUGCCAUGAAAGUUAUGUCAAUGCUGUUCUUAAAUUUCAAUUCAAGCUCAGCUGACUGAAGUGGUAAUGGAAGUUAGCAGUGUUGCAAAGCCUCAAAAAGUGGCUUCUGAGUUCAAUCCAGCAGGCACAAGUUUGUGCAAAUUCCACUGAAGUGCAUGAGCUUUGAGUUGGAACUGAUGAGCUUUCUCUGGGUUUUUGUGUUUGAAUCCUUUGAGCUUCCUAGACUAGUUUCUGGUAGACUUUGCCCCUUGUCUGUGUGCUAAGUCUAAAAUACGCUGUAACUUUAUUAGUUAUUCUGGUGUUUCUCCUACACUUAAUUGCAAAAUGCACAGCAGCUGUCUGAGCAGCUUUAAAACCUGAGCAGGUUUUGGCCUGAAACUCCAAGCCACAAUGGCAAUAAUGCACAUUUGCUUAAGUAUGUUAAUGCUGUUUUUCCUUCCUGUGCCAUGUCUUUGGGUUUUUUUUUAUGGUUGUGUCUCAUACAUGUAAAGUUUUAAACAGUGACUUAACUUAUUUGGUGUGUGAUCCGUUCUGUAAAACACCCUGAUUAUCUCAAGGAGCCUGUUCAGUAAAAUUUUGUCUAUUUUUAAAAAGCCACACACACACACUUAUUUGUCCUGUGUGCUUUUUAUAUAUGAUGUCGUAAUAAAAGCCAAACUUGCAAAUAUGA